AUGGAGAAAAUCGAAACCAACGAGGACCGAAUCGAAGUCGAAGGUACGUUUCAGUGCAUUAUUACAAAAGCUGAAUCUGUACUCAGACAGCUAGAAUCGAACACGCGAUCCGUUCCUACGCAUAGUCCAGUACAACGUUCGAGCACGUUUGUAUCACCACCAAUCGUAUCGUUAGUACCUUCGUUCUUCGCGGACCAGUCUCUGGCACAUCCUCCAGCUGCAUCGUCAUCGUUAGAGUCUCCGGCACCUCCGCCGGCCGCAUCGUCAUCGUUAGAGUCUCUGGCACCUCCGCCGGCCGCAUCGUCAUCGUUAGCAGCUCCGUUAGUCAUAUGUUCACCUCCGAAUCCAUCCAAACGCUUCGAUAAAUCGCUACCUACGAGUGUAUCGCCAGUAACCGCUACUCCAGCAGCACAGAACUCCGUAUCCGCGUCAGUAACGACAUCCGAAUCGCCUCAUGAGUCGUGCGUCAUGAAUUCUGACGCAUCUGUGAGCUCAUCUACUCCUCUAGAAUCGAAAUCAAGCAGUAUCGUAUCUCAGGCAGUCACUCUCGCAUCUCUGUCAGUGAGUCAACCAGAAUCGCAUCCAUCGUGCGUUAUGUCGUGUAUACCGCGCACUUCCGGUCAUCAGAGUUCAGUUGAAAGCUCCAACGACUCGCAUACAGCAACGUUGGCUUCGGCGGCGGUAACAGAUACGCAUUCCGCACUUCCAAUGCAACGUAGCAUCGUGAACACCGCGUCAGUCAACGCUUCAUCGAACAUAACAGCUCAUAGAGAUGAGAAUGCACCGCAUCCACCUUCCAUGGCGGCGUCCAACGCGUUUGCCGCGCCUCUCCGCGUACCAGUCAUCCCAGUAAGCAGUGUGGUAGUUCCCACAUGCACCAGCACCGUUUCCAGCAUCUGUACUUCGCUUCCAACGCUCGAAUCCGCGUCAGCAGCACUGCCAGAAACAUCUGUUUCUGCCGCAGCAACCGAAACCCUAUCCGUACCUCCAAUACCAGUUCGUAGUGCGAAUGACGCGGCACAUGACGCGUCAUCGAUCGUUAUAAGUUGUUGCAACGAUCCACCAACCAGUACAACAGUUUCAGCAUCCACCGCUACCGUUUCUAUCUCCAGUUCCGCGUUCUCAACGCUCUCAUUCUUGCCAGUUUCAACGCAAGCGAUGUCCGCUUCAGUGGUGUCAUUCAAAGCGCACCACGUACCACGUAGCGUCGUCUCCGCAAUACUUACGCAUUCAUACACACCGGUAGUCGCAUCCAACACGUCAUCUGUACCAGUCUCCGCGCGCAACGCGCCAACCACCGCUCCCAAUGCGCCAGCUACCGCAAACUGCGCGCCAGUUUUGACGCUUCAUGCGCCACCAGUUACCGAACUUGCAGUUCGAGUUUUGACGCCUCCUGCACCAGUUCCAGUUGCGUCAGUCACCUCGCAUCCUACGCUACCUGUACUAGAAUCCGCAUUCGUCAGUGAUGUUCCUAACAUCAUCAGUACCUCGCCUCCGGCACCAGUACCUGCGCUCACAUCGGUGUUAGCAGUACAACAAGAGCCACCUAAGCCAACAGCGGCCCUAGUAACGAUUUUCGCACCUAGAACACUAGUCAGCUGCGCAAAUACCGCGCCAGUUGACCACGUAUCGAACGUAAUAGUUUCUAGCAACGAGCUAGCACUGCAUUCGCCUACCCCAGCAACAGCUGUUGCGUUUCCUGCUCCUUCACGCACCUGUAUCAGCUCAGCAAACUGGUCCGUAGUCUCCACAGUCGCAACCACCGCUUCUAGUACCAUAUCCGUACCAGUACCGCCUCUGCAGGCAGCGCCAGCUCCCCUAGCAGCAUCUGCAUCACACAACGCGUCUUGUAGCAUCGAUUCAACCGCAUCUGCGCAAUCACACGCGCUUCCUGCUCCAGUAAUCGUAUUUGCAUCCGUGGAUUCGCUAUCUGCAUCAGUAUUCACACCAGAAAUCGCGCUAUCCGCACCUGUGUCAGUGAGACCGGGCCCAGUAGCAGCGGCGCCGGCCUCUGCAUUCGUUCUACAGCAAGCUGCGCCAUUCUCCGCUCAAGUGAGCGUCAAUGCGCCAUUUGUCGCAUUAGUACCAGUGUCAGCCACACAAACGGUCGCGCAAUUCGUACCAGCAGUUGCUCUUGAGAGCGCUGCAUCCAUCAGCAACGCAUCUAGAAAUCAGAUCGCAUCGUAUCCGUUCGCAGCGGCGGUGGCAGUGGCAUCUGCUGCGCCUCCCAACUCACCGUUCAUCUUACACGCGUAUAAGCAGUCCCAGUUGCACUGCACUACGUUGCCCGCACUACAGUCCGCCUAG
This is a messenger RNA of Planococcus citri (citrus mealybug), 2307 nucleotides long. Its product is annotated as mucin-5AC-like. Lineage: Eukaryota; Metazoa; Arthropoda; Insecta; Hemiptera; Pseudococcidae. The record is from RefSeq and is a predicted model, not a curated record. The coding region runs from base 1 to 2307 and encodes 768 amino acids. The transcript has a single exon.